Molecule: messenger RNA, 276 nt
Organism: Neoarthrinium moseri
Lineage: Eukaryota; Fungi; Ascomycota; Sordariomycetes; Amphisphaeriales; Apiosporaceae
Exons: 2
Coding region: 1-276 (91 amino acids)
Source: RefSeq, a predicted model, not a curated record
AUGCGCCUUUUCACCCGCGCGAUAUUGACCUUCUCCCUGGUUGGCAUGGCAUCUGCGUGGCCAGCGUGGCUGUCCCUGCGCGCUCCCAAGGUCGACCUUUUGCAGCGCAACCAGUGGUGUAAUGGCACCGAUGAUCACGAGACAGACUACUGGAUUUGCAUCUCGGACUGUCUGUAUAAGUUCUGUAUCAAGAAUUCGGAGUGCGUCAAGAAGUGCGAUGCUGGCUGCCGUGACGAGUAUUGCCACGGCGGCGACCCGGGUCCCUGGAAAAUCUGA